CUCGAGAUGGCCCGUACGAAGCAAACCGCAAGAAAAUCCACUGGCGGAAAGGCACCGCGUAAGCAACUUGCCACAAAAGCGGCACGUAAAAGUGCACCCGCUACUGGUGGCGUAAAAAAACCUCAUCGUUACCGUCCAGGUACCGUAGCUCUUCGUGAGAUCCGUCGUUAUCAGAAAAGUACCGAGCUGUUGAUUCGCAAACUUCCUUUCCAAAGGUUAGUGCGCGAAAUUGCCCAAGACUUCAAGACCGAUCUCCGUUUCCAGAGCUCCGCCGUGAUGGCCCUUCAAGAAGCUAGCGAAGCUUAUCUGGUCGGUCUAUUCGAAGAUACAAAUUUAUGUGCCAUUCACGCCAAGAGAGUAACCAUUAUGCCGAAGGACAUUCAACUUGCUCGACGUAUCCGUGGCGAACGUGCUUAAGCAUCUUUUUCACAAAGUUUAAAAUCGGUUCUUUUCAGAACCACAACUUUUUUUUUUUACAUUUAUACAAUUGAUUGAUUUCUUAUAAG
Messenger RNA from Harmonia axyridis, 506 nucleotides. RefSeq names its product histone H3. The record is from RefSeq and is a predicted model, not a curated record. Gene Ontology annotation, molecular function: DNA binding; structural constituent of chromatin; protein heterodimerization activity. Gene Ontology annotation, cellular component: nucleosome. Bases 7 to 417 code for a protein of 136 amino acids. NCBI's taxonomy places the organism in Eukaryota, Metazoa, Arthropoda, Insecta, Coleoptera, Coccinellidae. The transcript has a single exon.